This is a messenger RNA of Eucalyptus grandis, 1694 nucleotides long. Its product is annotated as phloretin 4'-O-glucosyltransferase. Bases 66 to 1448 code for a protein of 460 amino acids. Gene Ontology annotation, molecular function: UDP-glycosyltransferase activity. The record is from RefSeq and is a predicted model, not a curated record. The transcript has a single exon. Lineage: Eukaryota; Viridiplantae; Streptophyta; Magnoliopsida; Myrtales; Myrtaceae.
CCAACAACACAAAAAAGAAAGAGAGAGAGGAAAAGAAAAAGAAGUUACAGCAUCAACCCCAAACCAUGGCUCCCGUCAAUUACCUUGUAGUAGCAUUCCCAUCCCAAGGCCUCAUCAACCCGGCCCUCCAAUUCGCCAAGCGUCUUCUACACACCGGCGCGCACGUCACCUUCGCCACUGCAGGGUCGGCUUACCGCCGCAUGGCCAAGUCCAACCCACCCGAAGGUUUGUUCUUUGCCUCCUUCUCUGAUGGCUCCGAUGAGGGGCUUAUGCCCGGGAUUGACAUCGAAAAGUACAUGGCCGAUGUCGAGCGGCUUGGUUCGGAAACUCUAAGAGACCUUGUCAUUACCAGCCUUAACAGAGGCCGCACAUUUGCAUGCAUAUUUUAUACCACAAUCGUUCCUUGGGUUGCUCAGGUGGCUCAUUCUCUCGAAAUCCCCUCAACCCUCAUUUGGGCUCAACCUGCCACUCUUCUUGAUAUAUAUUACUAUUACUUCAAUGGUUAUGGCGACAUUAUCAAAAACCUAGGCAAUGGCGAUCCUUCAGCAUCGCUCCAGUUACCAGGAUUACCGCCGCUAACUCCUCGAGACGUGCCCUCAUUUUUCACAGCAAAAAAUCAGUAUGCUUUUUCUCUACCGCUUAUGCGAGUGCAAUUUGAAGUAUUCAAGGAAGAGAAGAAUCCAAGGGUACUCGUGAACACUUUCGAUGCACUAGAACCAGGGCCAUUAAAAGCCAUUGGCAAUGUCACCAUGCUUGGGAUCGGCCCGCUAAUUCCUUCCGCAUUCUUGGAUGGACAAGAUCCCUUGGACAAAUCCUUCGGAGGUGAUCUCUUCCAGAGUUCGAAAGACUACAUCCAAUGGCUAGACACCAAGCCCGAAGGUUCAGUGAUCUAUGUAUCAUUCGGAAGCAUCUCCGUGCUAUCCAAUGCACAAAAAGAGGAGAUGGCACGCGGGUUGCUAGGCACCGGCCGUCCAUUCUUGUGGGUGAUUAGGAAGGACAAAGAAGAGGAAGGAGAGGGAGAAGAAGAUCAGUUGAGCUGUAUGGAGGAAUUGAAGCAAAAGGGAAUGAUAGUGUCAUGGUGCUCUCAAGUGGAGGUGCUGUCCCAUGCUUCAGUAGGGUGUUUUGUGACUCAUUGCGGUUGGAACUCAACCUUUGAGAGCUUGGCUUGUGGUGUUCCAAUGGUGGCGUUCCCCCAAUGGACUGACCAGCAAACUAAUGCCAUGCUCGUCGAGAAUGAAUGGAAGGUUGGGGUGAGGGUGAACACCAAUGAGGGAGGCAUAGUGGAAGGAGAUGAGUUCAAGAGAUGCUUGGAAUUGGUGGUGGGAAAUGGAGAGGAGGGAGAGGAAAUAAGGAGGAAUGCCAAGAAGUGGAAGGGAUUGGCAAGAGAAGCUGCCAAAGAAGGUGGGUCAUCGGAUAGGAAUCUCAAGGCAUUCUUGGAGAAGAUUUAAUGGGAAGCAAAUGGUCACUAAACUGCUAGUACUUUACCUGUUAUUCAUUUGCUUCUGUAUUUGCAUUUGGUUUGAUAAUUGUAACAUGCCAUGUAUAACAACAAUGAGAUAUGUUGUAAUAAUACUAGUUGUCUAUUCAUUUUGGACCUUGAUAUAGCUGGCAUGCUCGCUCACACCUUGCGAAUGUGUUGUAGAAGUCAAAAUGCCGGCUGAUUUAGUCUCUAUUUUAAGAGCAACUAUUACUUA